AUGCAAUGGACUGAUCAGCAAUUGCAAGUUUUCGAAGCUAUUGAGCGCCGUGAGUCGGUUUUUGUUACCGGGUCUGCUGGCACUGGCAAAACCAUGGUUUUGGAUAACCGUACGGUUAUUAAAAGGUGGAAGACGGUUAAAGCAUUGGUGAUUGAUGAGAUUAGUAUGGUAGAAGGAGAGCUUUUUGACAAGCUUGAAUACAUUGCUAGAACUAUUAGACAGAUAGAUGAGCCGUGGGGCGGUAUCCAGCUUCUAGUUAGUGGCGAUUUCUUGCAGUUACCACCAGCGAGUGUUAGUAAGAGUUCUGAUAAUCGAAAGGAAUUUGCAUCCGAAGCAGAUUCUUGGGAUAGUUCGUUUCAGUUAGAAGUAGGUCUGAAAACAGUCUUCAGGCAAUCUGACCCAGAACUUAUUAAACUGCUUCAGGGUAUAAGAUCAGGGGAGUUAAAUGCUGAAGGUCUGGAGCUGCUUCAGCAACGUCGUUGUUUCGAAGAGCCCGAUGAGGCGGUUGUGAGAUUAUUUCCAAGAAUAGCAGAUGUUAAUCGAGUGAAUGAUAUGAGAUUGAAAGGGUUGGGAGAAGAAACCAUUGUUUAUGAAGCCUUUGAUAAAGGGGAGAAACCUUGGAUUGAUCAAUUGAAUCGUGGCAUGGCACCCACUAAACUUCAGCUUUGUGUAGGUGCAAGGGUGAUGCUAUUAAAGAACUUAAAUGUGAAGGCAGGUUGGUGA
Molecule: messenger RNA, 723 nt
Organism: Spinacia oleracea (spinach)
Lineage: Eukaryota; Viridiplantae; Streptophyta; Magnoliopsida; Caryophyllales; Amaranthaceae
Product: ATP-dependent DNA helicase pfh1-like
Exons: 2
Coding region: 1-723 (240 amino acids)
Biological process (GO): telomere maintenance; DNA repair
Molecular function (GO): DNA helicase activity
Source: RefSeq, a predicted model, not a curated record